CAGGACUAACGAAGUGGAAAGAGCUAAAACGAGAUAAGUUUUGUGAAGACUUAAUGCCUUUUUUUCUAUGUAGGCUAGUCUACACAGAAGGCAUGACAAACUUUACCAGAAUUCAAGGACGUUAAUUUCUUUCAUAUCCAGCAAACUCAUUGUCAAUUUCAGCGCGUCAACAAUCUCUUUUUGUAUGUAAAAGCUAACCAAAAUCUAAGGAACUUGUUUGUUUUAUUAUUGUACCGACCAUUUAGGUAAUUGCGUAGCCUAUUCGAUGCCAGUAAUUGCGUAGCCUAUUCGAUGACUAUUUGCUGCUGUGUCGAAGGAAUUAACACUACUUUCAGGGAUAAAACGGUAGUGUUAUCGAUGAAUGACGCUGGUCAGACAAAGCGUCUACGACGAUGUGCCUCCGUCACCUCACCUGUGCCAUCACUUCAAUCCAUACCACUACCCGGUAUAAUGGACCCAGAUGGCCGUGUUGACGAAUCUAGGCUGCGAAAGUACAUUUUUAAAAACGGUGGUGUGUUGCCCCACGAGCGGGCACCAGUAUGGCAGUUUUUAUUCGGCAUGUACCCCAGCAACUCGACAGCUCGGGAGCGUCCUCUGAUUCAGGAGCAAAUGGUUGCUCGCUAUCAGGUCAUGAAAAAAAAAUGGCAACAUGUUUUACCAGGUGCUGUGUGCCUGCAGCUCAAUGGAACAGAUGCUGAGUUGAUAGCUGCAGUGAAGUUUUUUCACCAGCGCCAGAUACACAUCCAAAAUGAGGCUUCUCAGCUGUCCCAACAAGUGCGUGAGAGGAUGUCAUUUUUAGAGCUUCAAGCUCAGGUAUUGUUGCAACGUGUUACCUUUAAUGUGGCAGAACUACAGGAGGCCAUCCGAAUCAUUGAUAAGGACGUUCCUAGAACUGACAGAGACCUUACCUAUUAUCUGGAUGAAGGCCUUGGAAAUCUCCUUGUGUUGCGAGAUAUUCUCAUCACAUAUGCUGCUUUUCAUCCAGAGGUGAGCUAUGCCCAGGGUAUGAACGACUUGUGUAGCCGGUUCCUGGUGGUGUUGGACUCUGAAGUGGAAACCUUCUGGAGCUUCUCGUGCUACAUGGAGAAUUUUUCGAGAGACUUUCAUGCUGACGGUCUACACCGUAAGAUUGAACUGGAAGCAGCCUUGUUAAAAGAAUUGGAUCCUCUACUCCAUGCUCAUCUUGUCACAGACAACAUGGACAGAUUCACCUUUUGUCAUAGAUGGUUGUUGCUUGGCUUUCAGCGGGAAUUUGAGCAUAGUGAGGCACUCCGUCUUUUUGAGAUCCUGCGAUGUGAUCACCUCGAGCUCAUUUCCCAACAGGUGGAACGGGCCCGUUAUCAAGAACGGCUUGUCCAAACUCAGACCACAGUAGAAGACAACCCAGGUGUGGAGCCACAAGUCAUCAACACAGAAUAUACAUUUGAACUCUUCAUCUGUGCUACCGUCAUACUGGAUAACAGGGACAUAUUACUGAACUGCAGAAGUGACGUGCAGCUCAUCCAGUUUACCAGCAGUUUACAGGGGACUCUUGACCUAAACAGCACACUCAAGAAGGCUGAAGAGCAUUUCUUCAACUACUGCAAACGUUCAGCCUGGGACUAUCUCAACACCCGCUAUCAUAGUCACAGAAGUAAAGAUUUCCUUAACCAGCUUCGGAGCCUCUUCUCAUGACUUUAAAGGGAAAAUGGAAAGUCUUGGGGAUUUGACUGUUGCAAAUGGACUGUCUACCAUCUCAUCACUAUCACGCCGUCGUUCUCAACUGCCUCUUCAGCCACUCUUUGUUCUGGUCCCACCCAUACCUCUCCUAGCUGAUAUGGUUUGUCACCAUCAGAGCCUCUUGUUCUCAUCCGGCCUUAGUCAACCAUGUGAUGGCAAGACUCUGUGCUGGGAGACCUUGGACCUCAUCUUCAUGUUCCGCUGAUUAGAUCAUCCACCACUAGCGUCUGACUUUUCCAUGCAAGGCUGAUGACACAUGCAAGGCUGAUGAAAUAUUGUCCCACUCAUCCCUUCAGCAGUCUCUUGCCACUUGCUUACAUGAAAUGAAACUCUGGAUGCCAUCUCAUUUUCUCAAACUCGGCUCCAGUAAUAAGACUGGGCUCAUGGUUCUGGCCUCCCAGGCAUUCAGAAAGGUUUGAGAUCUGCUGCUGGUUGUCGAUGGCUGCUCUGCUGUACAGUACAUGUCCAUCUUUUGAAGUCUGUGUGUUAUCUAAUAUCCAGGACUCCACCCUUUCCCUCCAGUCACAAAUCACAUAUAUCUGUCCAUAAAACACCAAAACCAAAAAAUCAGAAACACCCUCCGACUGUAGCUGUGAGCCACUCUGCCACAUCUCUGGACUCAAAUCAGACCUAAACCCACCUGUUCACCUCAGUACAUAGCAAGGCUACCUCUACUUAUGCUGCAGUCUUUUCUGUGCCAUUAAGGGACACUUCACCGAUUAGCAUUAAGCUUUGUAUCUUUAGAGAAAAAUGUUUUUGAAUGGUCGUGCAUCAUUCCCUCAGUUUGCCUUGAGAUGGGAGAAAUACGGAUUUCAAUGAAACCCAUGAAUAGGACAUCCUGCUUUCAAUGAUGUAAAAUGAUGAUUUUUACAUCAUUGAAAGCAGGAUGUCCA
Molecule: messenger RNA, 2612 nt
Organism: Sardina pilchardus (European sardine)
Lineage: Eukaryota; Metazoa; Chordata; Actinopteri; Clupeiformes; Clupeidae
Product: TBC1 domain family member 25
Exons: 10
Coding region: 292-1674 (460 amino acids)
Biological process (GO): activation of GTPase activity
Molecular function (GO): GTPase activator activity
Source: RefSeq, a predicted model, not a curated record